AUGCACGAGGCAGGUCGCAUUACUGUUCUCAAUCGUUCGCUCCCUCCCAGUAAGGAGAUCGAGUCUCCCCAUGUUUCCACAUCACCUGCCGAAGCCCCCUUCCUCAGCUGGGACUGCGGAACACAGGAUUCCGCCAGGCCCGGGAUGAGGGACCUGGAGCAGCGUCCAGCAGGGUUCUGUUUGCAGCUGACCCGCAGCGGCCACGCUUAUCACGUGAGCAGGAGAGAGGUGCUCUUUAUGAGUCUGACUGUCAGUUCUAGGUCGAGAUGUGAUUUCUGCCGUGCAUUAAAGCUAAUUUGGAUUGUGAAAAAGUACAAGGCCAGGAAGUCAAUUCCAAGCCCAGAUAUCCUGAGAGGAGAGGGCAGGAUAAGCAGCGAGAAAUUAGUCAGCCCGGCCUUGAGCCAUUUCACUGGCUUGGGCGGGAGGGCUGGUGGGAUUCCCCGGGAAACUGACCCCGGGAGCUGCAGUCCCAGCCCUUUGGCGGUGUGUGGCUUGGCCUCACUGCGUGAGAAAUGGAAAUAA
Molecule: messenger RNA, 522 nt
Organism: Rangifer tarandus platyrhynchus (Svalbard reindeer)
Lineage: Eukaryota; Metazoa; Chordata; Mammalia; Artiodactyla; Cervidae
Source: the annotation of a GenBank genome assembly